CUUCCGGGUUUCCACGUGGUAUGUCCUGGAAGCCUAGGAACUGAGACUCCUUCCCCUCUUUCCCCCCGCCCCCGAAGCCAUGGGCAGUGCUGACGCUCAGGUUCCUCCAGAUGUACAAGAUUUUCUCCGGGGGCAUCCCGCGCUGCAGUUGUGCCCUGGUGGAACCAAGGUAAGGUGUAGGCUGACAGGCCAUGAAUUGCCCAGCCGACUCGCACCCCUCCAGGCCUACACCAGUGGUAAGAAGUAUCAGCGGCUGAUGCGCACCACCCAGACCUUUGACUAUGAAGAGUUUGAGCCACACAUUGUACCCAGCACCAAGAAUCCACACCAGCUAUUCUGCAAACUCACCCUUCGGCACAUCAACAGACUUCCAGAUCAUGUCCUACGUCAUGUCCAGGGCCAGCGCUACCAAAAGGCACUGCACAAAUAUGAAGAAUGUCAGAAGCAGGGUGUGGAGUAUAUUCCAGCCUGCUUACUGCAAAAGAGAAGGAAACGGGAAGACUUGAUUGAUAGUGACCAGCAGCCCCGAAAAAAGGAUUUCUGGCAACCUGAAUCCAGUGAUGAAGAAGACCAGAGUGAUGACAGCAUGACUGACUUAUACCCACCCGAGCUGUUCUCUGAAAAGAACCCAGGUAAAAAUGGAGAUGUCGAAGGGAGCUACUUGACAGACAAUGAAGACAAUACACAGCCUUCCAGAGAGAAUGGUAUUGUGGGCAGAGGAGAGAAGAUGGAGGUGGACAGGCCAAUAUGUAAUAAGAGGACAAAGCAGUCUGCUUCAGUGAAGUUCAAGAAUCAUCACCGAAAACCGAAACGCUUCAAAAGAGAAUCUGAAACAAAAUAAAUUUUUGUAUAGUUGAAAUAAUAAAGUUGAUGAAUUAAGUAGUACAA
Messenger RNA from Monodelphis domestica (gray short-tailed opossum), 888 nucleotides. RefSeq names its product surfeit 2 (gene SURF2). Lineage: Eukaryota; Metazoa; Chordata; Mammalia; Didelphimorphia; Didelphidae. The record is from RefSeq and is a predicted model, not a curated record.